Capronia epimyces CBS 606.96 is the source of this 1482-nucleotide messenger RNA. RefSeq lists its product as uncharacterized. Gene Ontology annotation, cellular component: membrane. The transcript has 6 exons. Gene Ontology annotation, molecular function: transmembrane transporter activity. Gene Ontology annotation, biological process: transmembrane transport. Lineage: Eukaryota; Fungi; Ascomycota; Eurotiomycetes; Chaetothyriales; Herpotrichiellaceae. The record is from RefSeq and is a predicted model, not a curated record. The coding region runs from base 1 to 1482 and encodes 493 amino acids.
AUGCAUGGCAAACGACAGGGUCGGGCCUGGUACCACUGGUUUGCCGAAACCGACACACCCCAAGAACGAAAGCUGUUGCUGAAGCUCGACCUGCUGAUUGUGCCCUAUGCCUUUAUCGGGUUCUGGAUCAACUUCAUCGAUGGCUCCAACAUUAACAAUGCCUGGGUGGCCGGGCUCGCCGAAGACCUCAACUUCCAUGGAAACCAGCUCGUCGACUUCCAAACCAUCAGCUCCGUCGCCGGCGUCAUCGGCCAGAUCCCCUUCGCCUUUCUGUUCCCGUACAUGCCCAUGAACUGGCUGGUCCCCGGCGUCGAACUGUUCUGGGGCGUCUUCACCCUGUUGCAAUACCGCGCCAAAUCCUAUGCCGAGUUCAUGGCAUAUCGCUUCUUCGUCGGCUUGUUCGAGGCACCCUUCUUUAUCGGAGUUCACUUUGUCCUUGGAUCAUGGUAUCGAGCCGAUGAGCUCGGUCGCCGAGGUGGUAUCUUUUACAUCGGCUUGACCCUUGGCUCCUUGACCUCGGGCCUGAUUCAAAGUAGUGCCUCAGCCAACCUGGAAGGUGUUGCUGGCCUGGCAGGUUGGAGAUGGAUGUUUAUCAUCGUCGGCUUGAUGACCUUCGUCGUGGCCUUCGCCGGCUUCUUCAUCUGGCCCGGCACCCCCGACAUCCCCAACAAGCUGUUUCUCUCCGACGAGGAACUCGACAUUGCCCGGCACCGGCUCCAAGAAAACGGAACCGACGGCACAAGGCCCGCCAACAUUGCCCUCCCCAAGGUGACCCUGGGCUUGCUCAAAACCGUCUUCACCAGCUGGAAAGUCUAUGCCCUCGUCGUGUGGAACUUGUUCUUCUGGGACAGCGACCCUCAGCCCUGGGGCGGCUACUUACUUUGGAUCAAGAGUCUCGGCCGAUACUCGAAUGCCCAAGUCAACCGCCUUGGCGCCUCGGCCCCGGGAGUCGGCAUUCUCUAUGUGCUGUUCAUCAACUUCAGCUCCGAUCUCUGGCUCGGUCGCACCGGCUCCAUCGUCCUGGCCCACGUCGUCAACAUCGUCAGUAUGGUCAUCCUCGUCAUCUGGGACGUGCCCGAGUCCGCCAAAUGGUUUGCCUUCAACAUCUACUACUUCGACAUCGGCAUGAGCAGCGUCCUGUACGGCUGGGCCAACGACAUCCUCAGGCACAACAAGCAAGAGCGGGCCAUCACGCUGGUGGUCAUGAACACCAUCCCCACCGCCAUCCGUGCCUGGAUCGGUCUGCUGGUCUUCAAGACAGUCGAGUCACCACGCUUCACCAAAGGCUACUCGUUCUGUCUGGCCAACUCCAUCUGCCUGAUAGGCUUCACCUUCGUCGUCAGGAGGUUGUAUAGGAAACAGGAGGAACAAUACGCCCUCGAGUUGGCUCGCUCGUCCGAGGCCGUGGUCGAAGAGAUAAGCCACCCAAUCGAGAAGAAGGAGGCGGGUGUUGGCAAUGUCACGGUCGAGCCUGUUGCAUAG